AUUCUUCUCCCACAUGCGCGCUCCACAAACACCAGAGAGCAGAGCUAGCUGCUUCACGGGUUCGCCCGCUCAUCAGGAGGCGCCCUUCCCUUCCCUUCCCUUCCCCCCCGCACGCCGCCGCCGCCGCCGCGCUCCACGUACCCUAACCCCAAACUUGCUGCGCGCCCCGCCCCACCUAGUUGCUAGCUCUAGCUACGCUACCGAAGCCCGAUUAGCGGGGAUGAGGUCUCCCGCACAGGCGGCCCGUGCUGUUAACCGGUGCCUGCGGCGGCUUAAAGGCGCAGGCGCAGACGAGACGAGAGGUUCGGACCAAAUCGAUGGUCCUCGUCGCGGCGGGGAGCGUGAGCGUGGUGAAGCUGAUCUUCAGCCUGGCCGUCGCCAUCAACGCCGCGGCCAGCAAGGCGAGGCGGAACAGGGCCGACUGCCUCGACGUCGCCACCCGCGCCAGCACGCUCGACGCGGCCCUCUCCGCGCUCCACGACUCGGCGAAGGCGAAGGCGAAGCACCCGGCGGUGGCCGCCGCGCUCGAGGGCCUCCACCUCGCGCUCCACCGGGCCCUCCAGGCCGUCACGGACUGCCAGGACGACGGCGCCGUGUCCCGCCGCUUCAACGCCGACAGGGUGUCCGCCGAGCUGCGCCGGGCGAACCAGGUCAUCACGGAGCGGAUGAUGGACGUCAUCCUCGUCGCCGGAAUGCACACCAACAUCGUCGUCGUGCUUGACGCGCACCAGUCGAAGCAUCGUGGUGACGGCGGAUCACAGCUUCGCCCGCUACCGCAGAUUCAGGAGCCCUGUUCGCCGAUUUCUCGCAAGGAGGAGGAACUUCCUACCAUAUCAUCAGGUUUCAAUAGUUUUGAUUUCUCUGAAUUGGAGGUUGCUACAAGUAAAUUCUUGGAAGAAAACUUGAUUGGAAAAAGUGACUCUUGUACCGUGUACAAGGGUGCAUUACCCAAAGGGUCUGAAGUUGCCAUCAAAGAAUAUAGUAAGAAUCAAUACAAGGCUUGGAGAAAUGAAUGUCAGAAUGAGGAAAAGUUGGCGGAAAAGCUUCUGCAUAAGAAUAUUAUAAAACUUGUGGGCCGUUGCUCUUCUGGUGGACGGUAUUACCAGGUUUAUGAAUACAUGCACAAUCGAAGCUUGUCCGACCACCUACAUGGCAAUGGGCUACAGUGGCCAAAGCUCUUGAAUAUUAUCCGAGGGAUUGCCCAAGGUGCAGAUUAUCUGCAUGAGCAAUGUGGACUAGGCAUCAUCCAUCUCCAUUUAAAGCCCAGCAGCAUCCUCUUGGAUUAUGACUAUACUCCAAAGAUUUGUUAUUUUGGAAGCUCCAAGGUGUUACCUACUUCUGCCAAGGAGGGUGUAGUUGAUUUCGUAGUAUGCCCAUGUGGUUUCACGGCUUCAUUAUACACCAACUCUCUUGUAUUCUCAGCAAAGAGUGACGUCUACAGUUUUGGUGUCCUCCUCCUCGAUGUUGUCACUGGAUGGAGCCGCCAUCGGAAAGGGGAUGACAGGAAGGAACUUCUCAUUGUGUUUGUGUGGGAGUUUUGGCAGAACGGAAGGGAGGAUGACUGUGUUGACCCGAUGCUAUCCCGUGCCACCGGUGCAACGGCAUCACAGUUCCAGGAGAUGAAGAGGUGUGUCCACAUAGCGUUGCUCUGCCUGGAAGAGGACCCGGUGCUGCGCCCAGACAUGGCUGGCAUCCUCCGGAUGCUGGCCGACAAUAAUAGCCCGACGCCACGCCCGCAGCACCCAGCUUACACCACCUGAUCUUUGUAGAUGACCUGAUCAUAAGACAGAUAAAGCUCUAGUGUAGUGUGUCCCUGUUUAGGUUGGUACUCGUUGAUCCAUCAAACUGUAAACCAAACGCCGGAUUGUAUAUAUGCCGGCCUGUGGAAACGUAGCUUUUUUACCUGUUUCUGCCACACGAAUAGAUAGAUAGUGCCAUUGUUUUGUUCUCCACAUGACAUCGUUGUUGGAAAUAGUAAUGCAAUCUGUUAAAGAUCGAUCGUACAUUUGAUAUC
This is a messenger RNA of Brachypodium distachyon (stiff brome), 2014 nucleotides long. RefSeq names its product putative receptor-like protein kinase At4g00960. Bases 318 to 1760 code for a protein of 480 amino acids. Lineage: Eukaryota; Viridiplantae; Streptophyta; Magnoliopsida; Poales; Poaceae. Gene Ontology annotation, molecular function: ATP binding; protein kinase activity. Gene Ontology annotation, biological process: cell surface receptor signaling pathway; protein phosphorylation. The transcript is spliced from 8 exons. The record is from RefSeq and is a predicted model, not a curated record.